Messenger RNA from Synchiropus splendidus (mandarinfish), 4512 nucleotides. It is a transcript of the gene rufy2, whose product is annotated as RUN and FYVE domain containing 2. The coding region runs from base 597 to 2210 and encodes 537 amino acids. The transcript has 14 exons. The record is from RefSeq and is a predicted model, not a curated record. Lineage: Eukaryota; Metazoa; Chordata; Actinopteri; Syngnathiformes; Callionymidae. Gene Ontology annotation, molecular function: metal ion binding. Gene Ontology annotation, cellular component: cytoplasm.
UUAGCAAGAUUGACGUAGUAAAAUACGACGAGGAAAAUAUUGAAAUAUAUGGUCUAAAAGAUCAAAUAGUUUCAAGAUGGCCGUCUCUUGCGCGUGCGUAUAACUGGAACAGAUCGAGUACUGCAUUAGUUUCUUGAUGCAGUUUUCCUUCUGGACAACAGGGGGCAAUGUAUUACAGAGCAAAUCGAUGACGUAGUGCCGUCUUUGUAUGUCUGGUGGGUGUUGACCCGCCCCUCCGGAGGUGCAGCGGGACCGUCAGGAUCCAGCUGUCGGGGUUCGGUGUGCUGCCUGUAAGCAAAUCUCAACCGCAACAUCACCAUGACCGACAAGGACACAUCUCCCGAGAGCCGGAUAUGUACCGGACCGUCACCGCUCGACCUCGUCAUGUGAACGGACGCGAAGCUCGGCCUCCGUCCCGGCAGUCGAUGUUUGACACCAGCUCGACCUGUCAUUGUUUGCUUGCUUGUGACUGUAAGAUACAUUGUCACGGUGGUCACAUGUUCAGUCGUGCAGCGAGCUAGACGCGCGAGCUGUCGGCUACGUCGUGGGAAGCUGCUGCUUUGCCUCCCUAAAAACGCUAACUAGCUUACGAGAACAUGGCAUCGCCCGUGGAGCACGACCUGGCUCUGUCUGAAGCGGAAGGCAGUAAGGAGAAAGCACAAGUCUUUGGAAUCCUGAGGCUGCAGGACGAGAGAGCUGCAGCCGCCGCCGCCGCCGCCGCCGCUGCUGAUAAACACGCCACUGGCCCGGUGAGAGGCGGAGGAGGAGAUGGGCGAUGGCAAGCUCCUAUCUUCGCUUUAGCCAGGAAAGCGUCCGAGACCAUCUCCGGGAGCAUUCACGUCCUGCCCAAAGUGUCGGAGCACAGGGCGUCGCUGCCCGGGGAGUGGAGUGUCCAAGCCAUGCGCGACCCUAUGGCCAUGGAGCGAGCCAACCUGCUGAACAUGGCCAAGCUCAGUAUCAAAGGUCUGAUCGAGUCAGCGCUGAGCUUCGGGAGAACGCUGGACUCAGACUACCCGCCUCUCCAGCAGUUCUUCGUUGUCAUGGAGCACUGCCUCAAACACGGCCUCAGAGUGAAGAAGUCCUUCUUGGGUUUUAAUAAAUCUCUCUGGGGUCCUCUGGAGCUGGUGGAAAAACUGUGUCCUGAGGCAGCAGAGAUCUCCGCCUCUGUACGAGAUUUACCUGGUCUCAAGACACCGCUGGGCAGGGCGAGGGCCUGGUUACGUCUGGCUCUCAUGCAGAAGCGGCUGGCCGAUUAUCUGCGACUCCUCAUUACCAGAAAAGAUCUGCUCAGUGACUUCUAUGAGAAUUCCGCACUGAUGCUGGAGGAGGAGGGGGCCGUGAUCGUGGGCCUGCUGGUGGGCCUGAACGUCAUUGAUGCUAAUCUGUGCGUCAAAGGAGAAGACCUAGACUCUCAGGUGGGCGUGAUUGACUUUUCCAUGUACUUGAAGAACGAUAUUGACGACUACAGGAGUGAGGAGAGGAAUAGCCAGAUCGCCUCCAUUCUGGAUCAGAAGAACUAUGUGGAGGAACUGAACCGGCAACUCAACACCACUGUGCAUGGUCUUCAGAGCCGAGUGGACAAUCUGGAGAAGUCCAACUCUAAACUUGUAGAAGAGUUAGCCAUCGCCAAGAACAACAUCAUUAAACUGCAGGAGGAGAACCAGCAGCUGAGGACAGAAAACAGCAUGAUUCUACUGAAGGCACAGCAACAUUUAGAGGUGACACAGGGUGAUGUGUCCAUGGAAAGAGACACCUACAAACAGUCCAGUCAGGGUUUGGACGAGAUGUACAACGAGGCUCAGAGACAGCUGAAGGAGGAAUGUCAGCUCAGACAGGAUGUGGAGAAUGAGCUGGUGGUUCAGGUGUCCAUGAAACAGGAAAUGGAACUGGCAAUGAAACUGCUCGAGAAAGAUAUUCAUGAAAAACAGGACACACUGAUAGGGUUGCGAACACAACUGGACGAGGUCAAAGCCAUCAACGUGGAGAUGUACCAGAAAAUGCAGUCGUCAGACGAUGAAAUGAAGGUGAAGAACAACAUGAUCAGUCGUCUGGAAGAAAAGACCAAUCAGAUCACUGCUACGAUGAAGCAGCUGGAGCAAAGCGACAUGGAUCUGUUAAGCCAGACCCGAACACUCGCUAUGUCGUUUGUGAAGUGUGCCAGCACAGACACGGAGCACCAGUACAAGCUAGUGAAAGACAUCUCCUUCUGAGGGCACGCGCUCGUGAAAACCACAACUUCACCUGAGAGAACAUUCCAGUUGUCUGUUGCACACAGUGUUUGUAAAUCAGAGCGGGUACUCGAUGAAGAGCUUCAUUUGGCUGGGAAUAUGCGGAACAUGUUGAGGAGGGUCUGACAGUUGUGUCCCGUGUGUCAGAGAGUGAGAACCACAGGCGGCUAUUUGAAGCAUCAAAGGUGAAUGCGGGAAGCAUUGUGAAUAUUGCAAUUGGUUACAUAAGGACACUGUAGAUGUCCAUCAAAUCAUACGGUGCAGUCCAGUUUAGAAUGUUGAACCCCAAAUAUACAGUUAUGUUCAAAAUAAUAGCAGCCGCUCAACAGUGAAAUCACUGUUGUCUUACAAUUUUCAACCUCAGCAGCGUAAGUUAGUUUCUGGAGGGUAUAAAGGGUAAAGUCAGAAGCCACAGUACACAGUAAAGAAGGUUAAGCAUGGUGGUGCAAGCAUCGUGACAUGGGGAUGUUGUUUGUACUAGAGUGUUGGUCCUAUUUACUGCGUGUCAGGGAUCAUGGACCAGUUUGAGUACAUCAGGAAACUUGAAGAAGUCAUGUUGCCAUAUGCUUUAGAGGAAACGCCUUUGAAGUGGAUUUUUCAACAAGACAAUGACCGCAAACACAGCAGCAAUUGAGCAACAUCGUGGUUCCAAAACAGCAUCCAACUAACGGAGUGGCCCCCGGACCUUAAUCCCAGAGAAAACUUGUGGUCUGACAUAAAAAAAUGUUUCAUGAGUCAAACCCAAGACACGCAGUGCAAUUGAUCAGAGCUGCAAUACCUGUUGACCAUGCACCACAGAUGCCAAACAGUUAUGAGAAACCAUGGUCAUGCAACAAAAUAUUAGUUUAGGAUACACAGCAGUUGAACUUUCAAGAUUUUCUUAGUUUGCACAGUACAUUUUUGAGUUUCCAAAUACAGAUGCCAACACUCCUAUUCUUUGGAUUCUUUCACAUUUCUUGACUUUCUGAUAAAUAUUCUCAAAUUUCGUUACUUUUUCCAAUUUUCUUGCGUUCAUUAAAGUACUAUUUUUUUUUAACACAUUUUGACAUUUAUUCACCUUUUUAAAGACUGCUAUUAUUUUGAGCACAACUGUAAGUACCUCUGGCAGAUUGGUGAGAGUUUAGUAUUUGUGUCUCGUGAUCGACCGGCAAACUGCCCAUAACUGAAUAAGUGGAAACUAAUGGAUGAAUUGAAAUUUUCAGUUGCUAAAUUGACUAGCUAGUCGAGAGCCUAAGUUAGAGUUAAUAAGAGAUCAGAUCAGCUCAGAUGCACAAAAUGGCCUCACUGUCUGAACACACCUGGACACAACUGAAGAGAGUCUAAUUCCAGUCCUAUCCUCAACAAGGAAAAUUGGCUCCUUGUGUUCUUACGAUCUCUCGCACAUGCGCUUCCAUGUUCCUCCGAAAGCUUGGGCUGUUUGCGACUUUGAAGUUGGAUUGUUAUCAAGGAUUGUCUUCGUGUUCACCCAGUCAGAAAGGCACUCGAUCUUUUACAAGAGCUCAUGACACAUGCAUUUCCAACUCUAGUUCAUUUGAUGCCAUUUUCUAUCAGUUGUUUCAUUGUUGCUUGCUAACUUGUCCAUGAGAAAUAUAGUUGUGUGACUCAUGCAGAGAAACUGAACUGCCAGCAUGUUGUCAUCAGAGUUGCUCUUUUUGAACACCAAACUGUUUCAGAGGUUUUGAUGAACCGCUAAGACUUUUAUAAUCUGUGCUCUGUUCUCUCUGCAGUCUUGGUCAAUAGUUCAGGAUAAGACCUUCACAAUGUUUUGUAUCAGUCAGAGAGUUUCAUUCAUGGCGCAACUUGAUAAGAUAUUUAGAAGUCGUGAGUCCACAUACAAAAAAAUUAAAAUCAGAAACGGGCUGUUUAUGGUGCAGUUCUGGAGCCUCCCACACCAAACCGAGUCCUUCUUGUUUCCCAGGAAACCCCUUCUCUCUGGUCUUCUCCACUCCAGCUUUUUAAAGUCAUUUUUGUUCUGAGUGAGAGUCACGACCCACCAUCUCCUGGUGUGUCACAUCUCCUAGUCACAUGUUUGCAUGAGGUUUUUUUUUUGCAGAAGACCACUGGUCCACAGUCGUCCUUGACUCUUGACCAAGACUGCAUCUGUAAGAUGAAGGUUGUAGACUGUCCCUAGAGAGAGUGUCAUUGUGUCCUGUUCUAAAGUGAGAGAAACUCCUACGCCUCAGCUGUGUGCACAGUACUGAAACUACUUUUGGGUUUGUAGGCAAGCAAACACUCACGACUGCUGUCUUUUACCACCGUGUUUAAUAAAGUGAGGUGUUUUGAA